Messenger RNA from Suillus subaureus, 2496 nucleotides. RefSeq lists its product as uncharacterized. Lineage: Eukaryota; Fungi; Basidiomycota; Agaricomycetes; Boletales; Suillaceae. The record is from RefSeq and is a predicted model, not a curated record. The transcript is spliced from 16 exons. The coding region runs from base 1 to 2496 and encodes 831 amino acids.
AUGUCAUCCACCAUGAAUCCCAACAAAUACACUACUGAAAACCCCAUUGUUCUCAACAUCAAGUUGCAUGGUCUGUUGGUGACACAACAGGUUAUGACCAAAGCCAUUGAGUUACACAUCAAUCACAGCAGAACUAAACUAACACUUAUCAUUGAUGCAAAACCAUGCAACAUUCCACCUCAAUACCACAAUGCUAUGUGGCGCCUUCUUCACCAUCGCAACAUCUAUCAAAGGACCGCCAGUAGGCUAAUGGAGUAUCUGGACCUGCAUGUCACCAAGGACACCUACACAUCUAUCAUGUAUUAUUACUGCAAUAUGCUGUUAGCAUUUGUGGAAGAAGUGAGCGAUAAUUGGCAAUGGAGCAACAAGUUGUGGUGCUCAGUACACCUAGACUAUCAUUUCACUAUGGCAAUACAUGAUAGUGCUUUUAUUGAGCCCAUGCAAGCAAAUGCACUACGAAACAUGGAUCAUACUUGGGAUGAUUUUAAAUGCAAGAAAAUCUACAAACCUGUCCUGGACCAUAUUCAGGAAGUCACUGUUGACUCAUACCACACAGAAUUCUGCAAUGAGAAGAACAUGUGUGGCGUUCCAAACAUCAAGCACAAGCAUUCAGUAGAUGACAUGAUUACAUCCAUAAUCCAACAAGUGAUUCAAAGUACACCAAAGCUAGCAGGGGCAGCUCAGGCAAUGAAGGAGGAUCACACUCAUUCUGAAACCAAUGCAGUUAAGGCCACAGUGGGGAAAAUAGAUUCUGUGAUGUCUGACAGCAGAUCCUCAGACAAUGAAGACAAUGAUAUGCACAAGGCAACCAAUCUAAGUUGUGUUAUCCACACCGAUUUGGUUGAUCUGAAAGAGGAUGGAUUGAGUUUGCAGAGAAAUCAGAAAGGCAGUCAUCUCAGACAGGCUGCCCACAUGGCUUCUAGCAGGGAUGACAAUGUGAUUGAUAUGUCAUUUAUAUCACUCAAGACACAAGAAGUCCACAACAAAGUCCCAUGCAAGGCAUUGCCCAUGGAGGAGGAUAAAGUCAAUCAGGCUGCAGAUGUGUUCGAGUCAAAUGAGGAUGCAUGUAAAGGCCAGAGAAAUCAGAAAGGUGUCCAUCAAAACAAGCAUACUAUUGGAAGUGCAAUGUCAGAUCGACAAUCCAGCAAGGGUCAUUCCAACUGUCCAUCAAAAAACACCACCACCAAGGCCAAACAAAAGGUGAUUACUAUUCUGGACUCUGAUGAUGAGGGUACAACAGGAAUCAGUGAAAUCAUCAUUGUGGCUGACUUGGAGGAGGAGAAUGUCUCUCAGGAUCUCAAUGCAAAUGUCAAAAUACAGACAUCACAAAUGGCUAUGCAUCCACAGUCUGGUGCUAUCAGGGCUGACACAAAGGGCAAAGGGAAGAUGAUCUUACUGUCUGAUGAUUCUGAUCGGAUGUGUAGUGUGAUGGAUGGACAGUCUCAUAUAGAUCUACCACCAGUCACUGCUGAGGAUCUUCAACACUUCAAGGACACUGACUUUCCAUCGAUGUUUGAAGACUGGGAGGAAUGGAAUCACAUUGUGCUUCAGAAAGGGAACUCACAAGUGUUCCUCAAACUUGGGACAUGGAUCUUGCUUCAAUUCAGACAGCUGAUGGAGACUCCCAUUCAUGGGUAUGUUGAGGGACUUCUGAUUCUGGACCAUCCUGCGGCUUUUGACAUCAAUAAUGAGGUGGACUACUGGGAGGCACUCAGGAUGACACAUCUUUAUUCUGCGCUGACCCAUGUGGACACACAUCCAGAGUACCUCUCCCAUCUGUUCCACAAACUUGGGAAGGCAUCAUGUGAGGGUCAGUUGGAAAGUAGCAACCCUGGCUUGAGGCCACUUCCUGAACUGCCAACUCCUGUUCUUAGUAUGAUGGUUAACAAGCAGCUGCCAUGGUUGAAGGUUCUGCCAUUCGAAGAUUUCCUUGACUCUGAUGAUCCAGAUGCUAAAGUGCUUGAGGACAUGGUGAUUUCUGGAAUGCAAGAUUUAUUGGAUGAAUUGAAGGAUCAGGGCAUACCAAAACACAAGAGGACCACCUCCACAGUGGGCCAAUCAUGCUCAGUCAUUCCAUCAUCCCUCCUCGCCUGUCAUCCAACCACCUAUGGCAGGAUCGCAUACCAAGGCAGUCAACAGUCAUUCACAAUGGCUGAUAAUGAUUGUGAUGAGACACUAUCAGGAUCUGUGAUGACAUCCGAUGCACAUGUCAUACUUCCCAGUCCUGUGGAUGAUGAUGGGGCUGUCCAUGACAUCAGUGCAUGGACCAAGAGCAAUGAUAACUCUCACAUGCACAUGUCAUCUCAGUCAGAGGCUACCAAUGUGUCAGAGAAUGUUGAAGAUGACAGUCAGGACAUUGUUCAUGCUGUUGACAUGGUUGAUGUGGAGACUGGAGAUGGAAUGCGCAAGUUCAGUGCCAUAUCUGAACCACCCACCAGUCACACAUCAAAUCUUGAUGAAGAUGUGAGGGUCCUUGCUCCUUCAACACCAGAAUAA